CGCAUCAAGGAUGAGACGCUGCAGUACCUCAAGUUCAGCACAAGACAGCUUCUGAAGCAGCACCGGUGUCAGCAUCUGAAGUGCCCCCUUCCCCUUUCUCUCUUCCUGUGCCUGCCGCUGCUCUUCCUCUACAACUCAGGCCAAUACAGGUUAAAAUGUGAAAGAUAUAGUUAGGAAUCACUUACCUCGAACAAAGCUGCAUUGGGUACGAUGACCAGAAUAAAAGCAAUUUGUACAUGCUCCGCCCAAGAUAUUGUUGCUAGGCGCAAGACACUUGGGAGCAGGGGUAGGCCCAAUGUCUUUUUUACAUUGCUUGCAACUUGGAUUCUCCUUCACGUCUACCUCAAAAAUGUAAACGGCCAUAGCCAUCGCGCGCUCAGGUCGGUCCAGGUCCCAGGAAGCCUUGACCAUUUGGGUAUGAGAGAAAUAGACCGCAGGCUCGAAAAGACGUUGGACAACCUAGACACGUUACUACAAAUGAAUAGUUAUCUGCACUGGGACAGGUGGACAUACUUGGUGGGUUGCUAGGUAAGCGGCUACCUUGUUGUAGCGCUUCUGACGCAGC
This is a messenger RNA of Parathielavia appendiculata, 565 nucleotides long. RefSeq lists its product as uncharacterized. Lineage: Eukaryota; Fungi; Ascomycota; Sordariomycetes; Sordariales; Chaetomiaceae. The record is from RefSeq and is a predicted model, not a curated record. The transcript has a single exon. Bases 211 to 528 code for a protein of 105 amino acids.